AGGCCGUCCGGACCGGCGGAGGAGAGGACCCAGGUGGUGGUGGUCGGAGCCACCUUCCCUGCGGGGCUCAGCGAGACACUGGCGAAGUUCACAGACGUGAGCAGGUUUGUCACCCUCACCACCCAGAGCCUGCACCGCCUGCCGCCUCACGUCCAGCAGAAGUUCGUCCGCCUCAAAGGCCGGGACAAGCUGCCCGAGCUGCUGCAGCUGUUAAAGGAGCACCCAUCAUGUGGCAGGGCUGUUCUCAUCUUCUGCAACAGUGCCAGCACUGUCAACUGGCUGGGCUAUAUCCUGGAUGACCACAGAAUCAGGCAUCUGAGGCUGCAGGGACAGAUGUCAGCAGCUGCUAGAGCUGGCAUCUUUGCCUCUUUCCAGAGGGGUGAUGUGUCUGUCCUUGUCUGCACUGACCUUGCCUCGCGGGGUCUGGACACCAGCAGCGUGCAGCUCGUGGUCAACUAUGACUUCCCAGACACCCUGCAGGACUACCUGCACCGUGUGGGGAGAGUUGGACGAGUUGGAAGCAAGGCACCUGGAGCUGUGGUUAGUUUUGUCACCCAUCGGUGGGAUGUGGACCUGGUACGGAAAAUAGAGACUGCAGCCCGGAAAAGGACAGGCCUCCCGGGAAUGGACUCCUCCAUUAAUAAACCUUCACCUAAAGGAGGCUGAUUCAAGUUGCUGGGCAGUACUAGGUGGCCUGGUAGGGACUCCCCUUGAAGUCCUUAAGACAGAGUGAUUGAGCUGCUGUUUGUAAAGUAGACUGAGAGAAUUGAGAAUUGAGUUUCAGAGCCAGGUGUUCAGGUUAACUUUGUGUACUGUUCCGGAAGCUGCAGUAGUCAUUUCCAUACUCAACACACGGCUUUGCAAAAGGAAGCUAGUGAGUAACAGAAUGCUUUUGGAGAAGACUGAAGAAUGACCUCAUCAACUGAUUUGAUUUUGUUGAGACUUACAACUUAAAUUCAAAUCAGAAUGAAAGUAUGCCUGUAUGAUAUGCAGCUCUGUUACAUUUCAUUGCUGCCCACCACUAGCAGCUAAACGUUCAUUAUUAAAACUUAAAAAUUACUACUGUGGCAGGAAAAAAAAUGGAUAUAACUUUGACCUGUCAUAGAUACACGUAGAAAGACUAAAGGACAAGUGAUGUUUGAUUUUCUUGUGGUGUAGCAGUUCGUUCAGAGAAUUCUAGACCAGAUACCUUUAAAGUUCAGCAGGAAUGAGAAGGCACAAUAAAGCUUGAGGCUCUUUCAAGGCCUUAAUUAGCCAUUUUAUGGUUGCCUUUCACUGAGAAAGGGGAUCUUGCUCCAUCAUGUUAUAUUAAAUAAAAUUUUAAAAGCCCUUAA
Molecule: messenger RNA, 1334 nt
Organism: Manacus vitellinus (golden-collared manakin)
Lineage: Eukaryota; Metazoa; Chordata; Aves; Passeriformes; Pipridae
Gene: DDX28
Product: DEAD-box helicase 28
Exons: 1
Source: RefSeq, a predicted model, not a curated record